AUGCCGGUCGAUCAGCAACAGUCAGCAGUUUCAGUCGCACAGGAAGACGGCUCUCGCGAACUGCAUGACAGUGUCGAGACACAAACUCGCACGAAUGGCCUGAAACCGAAGGCGUGCAACAACUGCAGACAGCAAAAGUUGAGGUGUGAGUUAACCAAGCUUGACGCUCCGUCGUCAAAUGCCUGUUCCCGCUGUCAGAGGCUGGAACUGGACUGCAGAGUAGAUGAUACCUUCAAGAGGACGCGGAAGCGAAAAAUAUCCACAGAGUUGGAAGAAGAAAUAAACAAACUCAAGCGUCAAUUGUCCGUCUACGAAGGCAAUGCUCUUCCGGACGUGGCUGCUCCCGCUGUCCCAGAUCCUGCAGCGCCAUCACUUGCUGAAGGAGGUGGCCUUCAUGGCGACAAAGACGCAGGCACAAACGAGGUCGCCGAAGACUUAUCCGACCCUCUGACGAACCGGAUUUUCUCGACCACGGUUCCUGGCGGAUUGUCACCACAUUCUCCAGAUGGAUCCUGCUUGCCAGGAGCAACGACAAUUCCGAAAAGCAGUCUACUCGACAGUGGUUCCACUAACAGGAGAAAGAUGAUUGGGUCGCGGAAUCUACGCGACAUCGAACUCUCGUCGGAUGUGAUAAACGACCUCUUCCGCAUGUAUUUCUCGCAUUACCAUGCGUAUCUCCCAUUUCUUGACCCGGGAGUCUCUCCCGCCCAAUAUUACGAUAACUCGAUCCUUCUAUUUUGGUCCAUCAUUUCCGUUGCAUCUCGUCGGUAUCAGCCAGACCCAACUCUCUUGACAAGGCUCGCUCGGGCGGUGACAGAUCUCUUGUGGAAGUCCCUGCAGACAAUUCCACAUUCCUUGGGUGUGAUCCAAAGCUUGGUCCUCCUAUGCACCUGGCCCUUCCCGACUAGCAGCAGCACAACUGACCCGACGUACAUGCUCUCCGGGAUGAUAAUACAGCUUAGCAUUCAGAUGGGCCUCCACCGUCCCAGAAGCCCGCUCGAUUUCACAAAGUUCCGCAUAAAGCUCAGUCCUCGCGAGAUCGAGGAUCGGCGAAGGACAUGGAUUGCUGGCAAUGUCGUCACUCAAAGCAUAAGCUUGGGUCUCGGCCUCCCAACUCCGGCCCAACUGUGUGACUGGUCCAUCGUGGCGUCUUCGCUCGAGGACUGUCGGGGAGAUGAAUAUUUGCACGCUCAUCUAAGAUGUGCCUCGAUGUGCAACAGGAUAUCUCAAGCUCUCACUUCGAACUCUUCGGACCUUACCGGGCUUUUGACAUCUCGGGAGAGGCUCCCUCUUUAUACGAUUCUCAAUCAGGAGAUCGUCGACCUGGAAAGCAGUAGAGUCUGGAAUCCAGACACCACCGCAUUCUAUCUCCACGUUGUCAAACUUCAUCUCCACGCAUUCUACCUUGUCGAUGACCCGUCAGCUUUGGGCUAUGUGGAACGUAUCGUAACGCUGUAUUCGACCGCGACGGCGAUGAUCGAACAUGUCCGCGACCUGGACAACCAAUCUCGGGAUUUCUUGCAGUUCUGUCCACUGUUCUGCUACGAAGCAUUUCUCUGCGCAGUAUUCGUCUUGCUCAAGGUUGUGAAGAAUGAUUAUUUUGCUGCGAUAAUUGACGCAGGUUCGGGGAAAACGCUCAUCAAUUUCUCUGUCUCGGCAUUACGGAAAAUGUCAGUGGCCAACAAUGACCUACCAGGGAGACUCAGUGAUGUGCUCGCCUACCUCUGGACUCAUCCAAAUCCGUCUCUUCUUGGGGGUAGUGGGAUGGAUGGACUUCAGCUGAAGGUCAGAAGUCGAAUGAGCAUGAGCAUUGUCUAUGACUCACUCCGGAGAUGGCGGGAGCAGUUUCGUACCGAAGCUGAAAGCGCCGAGUCGCAAGACCUAAACAAUGGUGAUCCGCCUCCCCUUGGUGAGAGAAAUGAAGGGCUGAUAUGUCCAGAUGCGCCCGUAAAUGCCGGCCCCAACGAAGACUUUGACUUUGACCUGACGGAUUUGGAGGGCAUAUACUUGGAUGAUUUUCAACUGGACUGGCUCGCGUAA
Messenger RNA from Fonsecaea multimorphosa CBS 102226, 2040 nucleotides. RefSeq lists its product as uncharacterized. Gene Ontology annotation, biological process: regulation of DNA-templated transcription; DNA-templated transcription. The transcript is spliced from 6 exons. Gene Ontology annotation, molecular function: DNA-binding transcription factor activity, RNA polymerase II-specific; zinc ion binding; transcription cis-regulatory region binding. Bases 1 to 2040 code for a protein of 679 amino acids. Lineage: Eukaryota; Fungi; Ascomycota; Eurotiomycetes; Chaetothyriales; Herpotrichiellaceae. The record is from RefSeq and is a predicted model, not a curated record. Gene Ontology annotation, cellular component: nucleus.